AUGACGAGAAAUCUUCCUGCAGGUGGUUGAAGGAUGGAGGCAAUUGGAUGUGAAGAUGGCACGUUGGCAUAUUAUCAACUCAUUUUCAAUACUGUGCAUGGAUUAUUCAAAGAAAGAUAUGCAUUCAGAGAAAAUAUGACUGAUAUAAUUAUACAGCAUCUUAUCACCGAACAGAAAGUCAGGAUAAAAUGUAGAGACCUAAUAAAAAAAAUUGCAAUUUACAAGCAUAGAUUAGCUGUUCAACUCCCUGAAAGAAUUAUCAUCUAUGAAUUAUUUUCGAAUGAUUCAAAUGAUAUGCACUAUAGAGCAAAAGAAAAAUUUAUGCAAAAGAUAGACUGCAGCCUCUUGGUUGUUUGCUCCGAGCACUUGGUUAUUUGUCAAGAUAAGAAAUUAUUGAGUAUGUCUUUUAAUGGGUCUAUAGAUAAAGAGUGGAAUUUUUCUAGUUUUAUAAGAUAUAUUAAAGUGACAGGAGGGCCACCUGGAAAUGAAGGACUUAUUUUAGGAUUGAAGAAUGGUCAAGUGUGGGAAGUACACUUAGAUAAUCUUCACCCCCUUAUGAAAGUUAAAAUUAAUAAUCCAGUUCGCUGUCUUGAUUUGAGCUCUUGCAGGGAAAAAUUAGCAGUCGUAGAUGAUUCAGGAUUAUGCCAAGUUUUCAAUAAUAUGAACAGAAGUCUUAUAUAUCAGGAGCCCAGUGUCAACAGUGUUGCAUUCAAUAGUCUAUAUGAGGAUAUGCUUGCUUUUAGUGGCAAUAAUUCCCUGGCCAUAAAAGUAUCUGAGAUCAUUCCAUUCAAACAAAAAUUACCAGGAUUUGUUGUUGGAUUAUCAGGAUCUAAGGCGUUUUGCCUCAAUGGACAAACAAUGACUACCAUACAGCUACCAUUAAGCGCACCUAUGUAUCAGUAUAUCGACAAGAAAAUGUAUAGAGAAGCUUAUCAUAUUGCUUGCUUGGGAGUGACUGACGGUGACUGGAAAGAACUUGCUCAUAUUGCAUUAGAAAAUUUAGAGCUUGAGGUAGCUAGAUGUGCAUUCAUCAAGCUGCACGAUUUUCCUUAUUUAGAGAUUAUUGAGGAAUUGAAGACGAAACAAAGGAGAGGAGAAACAAUUAGGGAAGCUUUGAUUGGGGACGUUUAUGCACAUCAAGGAAAACUCAAAGAAGCCGCUCGAAUGUAUAAAAAAGCUGGACAAGAACACAAAGCACUUGCAAUGUAUACCGAUUUAAGGAUGUUUGAUCAAGCACAAGAAUAUUUGGGGUCGAAUGACAACACUUCCCUUAUUCGUCAGAAAGCUGAUUGGGCUAAAAAUAUCAAUGAGCACAAAGCCGCAGCCGAGAUGUAUCUAUCUAUUGGGGAUACACAGUCGGCUAUCGAUAUAUAUGCAGAAAGCGGUUGGACCGAACAGCUUAUUGAACUUGCAAGAAAGUUGGACAAGGCCGAAAGAUCCCAGUUGAUAUCGAUAGCACAACAUUUGAAGAAUCUCAAACACUACACUACAGCAGCAGAAGUUUACACACGUCUAGGAGAUAUCCCCUCAGUUUUAUCUAUUCAUGUUGCUGCCAAAGAAUGGUCUGAAGCCUUCAAACUAGUAGAAACGCAGCCCAACUAUAAAGCUUUCGUUUAUGUACCAUAUGCUCACUGGCUAGCAGAAAACGAUGAAUUCGUGAAAGCUCAAAAAGCUUUUUACAAAGCUGGCAAACCAGACGAGGCAUUCAAAGUACUACAUAGGUUGACCGAAAACGCUGUGUCUGAGAGCAGGUUCAAUGAUGCGGGAUAUUAUUACUGGAUAUUAGCAAGGCAAUGCCUUGAUUUAGCUCAAAUCAGCUCUGAGAAUCAAAAAUCUUACCUCAGGAAGUUUCAUCAAAAUGAAAGGCUGGCUGAACUUUACUAUGCUUAUCAUUCUCUACACAGAUAUUUAGAAGAACCUUUCACCUCUUUCCUACCGGAAGCUUUAUUCAAUAUUGCAAGGUUUUUGAUGAGCGAAACAGUGAAAAGCAAACCAAAUGGUGUUUCACAAUUCUAUAUUCUCUACUGCCUUUCUAAGCAAGCACGAAAACUCGGAGCUAACAAACUAGCAAAGCAACUUUUGGAUAAGAUACAGAACUUCAAAAUUCCUCGAAGAUUUCAAGAACAAGUGGAAGUAGCUACUGUAUCAGUAAGGGGAAGACCAUUCAAUGAUCCUGAAGAAUUAUUACCUAUGUGCUACAGAUGCUCAACAUACAAUCCGUUAUCAGCCAUGAGCAAUUCUUGUACCAACUGUGGCCAAAAGUUCGUUUACUCCUUCGUAACAUUCGAGAUAUUACCUCUAGUGGAAUUCGUAUUAGAAGAUGGAAUCACUGAUAUGGAAGCUGUGAGGUUGAUUGAAACGCCACCAACAACUAGAAGGGAUGUGGAUAAAUUAACAAUUAAGGAUAGAUUUCAAACCCUCCAGUUUGAAGAUGAUGAUAAAGGGGACGAUGAAGAUCCUUUCAGUUCAAGAAUUGUGAAUUAUGAGAGAAAAAAUGGAGGUUUUAUACCUAUAGUGCUAGGUAGAAAGGAACUUCUCUCUAUGGAUAGUUCCAGUGUGUUGGUUUCAAAAUGGAACUCUCCUCUCAGAUAUAAAUUUUUUAGAAACCUAUUACCGGAUCUUCAAAUAACAAUGUGUUAUUCUUGCUUCAAGGCUUUCCACAUAGAUGAUUAUGAAUUACAAAUUUUACAAAAGGGCUAUUGUCCAUUUUGCAGAGCUGUACCAGAACACAUGAUCCCAAUUGAAUCUGAAAAUUUUUUAACGUAGUUUAGAGUGAAUAUUUAUAACUAUAUGAGCAAAUUAUUUUAUCCGUCCACUUUUAAUAUAUCAAUAUACACAUUGAAUAUGUA
Molecule: messenger RNA, 2849 nt
Organism: Coccinella septempunctata (seven-spotted ladybird)
Lineage: Eukaryota; Metazoa; Arthropoda; Insecta; Coleoptera; Coccinellidae
Gene: Oseg1
Product: intraflagellar transport protein 122 homolog
Exons: 16
Coding region: 34-2766 (910 amino acids)
Biological process (GO): protein localization to cilium; non-motile cilium assembly; intraciliary retrograde transport
Cellular component (GO): intraciliary transport particle A; non-motile cilium
Molecular function (GO): protein binding
Source: RefSeq, a predicted model, not a curated record